This is a messenger RNA of Mercenaria mercenaria, 7299 nucleotides long. RefSeq names its product zwei Ig domain protein zig-8-like. NCBI's taxonomy places the organism in Eukaryota, Metazoa, Mollusca, Bivalvia, Venerida, Veneridae. The coding region runs from base 626 to 1582 and encodes 318 amino acids. The record is from RefSeq and is a predicted model, not a curated record. Gene Ontology annotation, cellular component: neuron projection membrane. The transcript has 9 exons. Gene Ontology annotation, biological process: synapse organization.
CCUUAGCAGUUCUGCGGCGUCACAGAUAUCGUGUGCUGUGUAUAUCUAGCAGAAGAUAGCAGUGCAAUAAUGGAACUAUUUCGUCUGUCCUGACCUGUGCUUUUUGUUAUUAAAUGGAAUAAAGUACUGUUACAGAGUAGAACAUAUUGUGAGUGAAAAUUUACAGAAAAUGUUUAAUUUGUGUUUUUCUUAAGCAGUCGUAUUUCAUUUAGGUAAAUUGUCUAUCGAUAUUUGUUGGUAAAAGAAAUUGGAAUUUCCCUUAAAAGGUGUGCACUGAUGAUAGAGAAAUGCUCCGUUAGUCGUACUACAACGCCUAUUGAAUAGAGUACCAGUUCCAUACAAGAACAUGUGAUAAAAAUACAUCCUCGACGAGAAGUUACUCUGUCACGCGAUUGGAAUUGAGUACAAGUGUUAUAUAAAAUGCGAUAAAAGAGGACCGGCAAACAACCAGAAUAGCUGUGCUUUUUAGGCGAAACGUUUGCGGAAUAAAAGUAUAAGUGUUUUAUGUUUUACAAAAGCUGUGAAAAAAAUGAUACCAGGAAAAGCGGAAUAUCGUAAGACAAACGGAAUAAGUUGCUAGUGGUUUACACAAUAUGUGAUACAAGAAACAAACGGACAAGCGAUAAUGGAUUUUAUAUUGUAUAUGAUUUUUCUUCUACUAUCAUUGGAACAGGUUGUAACUGUGCCACUAGCACGACGGCGGAAACUCCAGCCAACGUUCCUGCCGACACCAACAAAUAUUACAGUUCACCGAGGAGAACUAGCUGUUCUUAAAUGUCAUAUCAAAGAUGUGGGACCAAAAAUGGUUGUAUGGCGUGAACAAGCACGAGAUGUUCCAUUGACAAUCGGACAGGAAAUAUUUUCACCAGAAAACAAUAUGGCAAUAGAAGUACACAAAAUUUCGGAGCACGAAACACAAUAUGACCUCAUCAUAAAAGAUGUUGAAACACAUCACUCUGGGACAUAUUUAUGUCAAGUAACUGCAACAAAACUUUACACACACUAUGUUACAUUAACAGUUUUAGAUGAACCAAUAAAAGUUGAGAAAAGAAUAAAAUUAACUGGAACUGAAUUUGUGAACCAAGAUAGCCGAAUAAUGUUACGGUGUAACGUCACCGGAGCCCUGCAUGCACCGGACGAUGUUGAUUGGUUCUUUAAAGGAGAACGAAUUAUGACUCAAUUGCCCCACUGGAGGGAUAGAACACAAAUAUUACGGAGAACUAUGGGAAGGAUGUAUAUUAGUGAACUAAUAGUGGAUAGGAGUACGUUAGAAGAUGACGGCAUAUACGUUUGCAGAAGUUCCGGAAGUUCAAUUGAUGUGGAGGAUAUAACAGUUAACGUCUUGAGUGCAGACAAACCGAACGUGAGUCGCAGAGACAAGGCGAAUCUCUCGCAGACAGGCGAUAUUGGACCAAGUUCUUCAGCCAUGGUUGUAUUCCAACAUUCCAGUAUGGUUUAUAUAUUAACUCUUAUUUCCUAUGUAAUGAUUUCUUUGACCUCAAACGGAUUUACAAGACUAACAACACAUACAUUAAAUUUGUCAAGGACUGUUUUUAAUUGUGACAACUGUGUGUACAGGUGAAACCGUGGAAGCAACACUACAAUCACGUGCCUUACAUUCCAGUAAUCGAUUACAGCGAUUAUCAUUUUAUUCAUCGUGAAAUGCCUCAUUAUCGUCAUCUUAUAUCGUCGCGUUUAUCGUCGUCGUCAACGCUAUCGCUCAUGACAACAGCACGGGACAGUUGUCAGCGAUUUUGUUUUGGCGAAACGGAAUCAGUAUGAAUAUGGAUACUGGAACAGUGAAUUUGAAAAGUUGAUAAAAUAUAAUCAUUGACUUUCGGCAUAAUAUACAGUGCAAAAUAAGUGUAUAAUUUGCUGAUUGGCACUAAGACUAUGGCAUACUGUCAGACGAAUGAUGGUAAAGUUAUACAUAAAUAAUAAAAUUGUCCAUCGAGGACAUUUAUUAUGUAAAUGCAGUUUGAGCUAAAAGUGUAAAAUUAACCAGGUGAUACAUCUCCUAGCUGCUUUAUGAUAUGAAGAAUCAUUUGUGUUUAUAUAGAAUUGUGCAAUGCUAAAUGGACAAUAGGUAUGAUCCCUUACUGCAUGACAAUGAACAUUGCCCGGUGUACACAGAUAUUAAAAUAGAUACAGCGGUUCUAAAAGGCAAAUUUUCAUUUAUGGUUACGCUUUUAAUAGUGCAAACUGACUUAUAUUUUUGGGAUAGUCAACGAUUGUAAAGACACAACUGUAUUUAGAAGCCAGUCAAGGGAACGAUACAAUUAUUGGGAGGUGGCUGCUUAAGACAAUAGGAAAUCAGAGAGUCAGCAUGUGCAGUAGGCAGACUGGCAGCUAUAGCUAGUUCCACUGUGUUUUAUUUUUUGCAUUUCAUUAAAUUUAGGUAUGUGUUUCCUCAAAGACGACUGUUUCAUUCUCUAAUGUUAUACAUUUUGUGCCAUAAAUACAGGAGUCUACUAAAUCAUCCACAUCGUGAUAGAGACAUUGUACACUAUUAACAGUGUGUUAUCAUCAACGCCUUGCAGGGCAAGCUGGAAAGUACAUUAAUACAAAAUGAAAGUAAGAAAACGCGAAAUAGGACAGGAGGACCUUCAGAGAGCUCAAUGGUUGUGAUAAAUUCAUUACAUUAUGCGUGUCUUUAUUUUAAAUGUAGUUAACAAAACAUUGUUUUGUAAUAUGCAUUUCAUUGAUUUCUUUCUACUGAUUUAUGAUAACUUUUGUCAGUAUUUAAAUUCUUGAUAUGAAUUUUCUGUUUGGUUCUACAUUUUCUUAAAUGUAUGCUAUUUACUCAUUUGUCUGUUUAAACACAUCUCUCAAAACUGACUUUCAAAACUGAAGCAAAUGUCUAAAGGACGAAUUAGAGAACAUAAAUACCUCUUUACCAGGCAAACUGAAGACAAAUCACCAUUAGACUUUCCGUAACGAUGUUUUAAAUAUUGUUUACUCGUUGAAUAUCUUCUGUUAGCUUAAAAUUGAGAUUAACUUUUUUAUAUAGCUGAAUUCUAUAUUGAUUAACAUGUUGUAAGCUCCGACACUGUUUUAUAUUUAGCAGGUACAAACUAGCAAAAUGGCAUAAUAAUGUACUGAACAGGGAUAAAAUGAUAGUCUGUAUAUUCUUCAUGCAGAUAAAAUGACUAAAUCUAUCCUGUUUUGCACAAAUUAGUACUUAAUCAAUACCUGUAUAGGAGAGAUCGCCGUGACGUCACGCGUUAACAUCUGUUUAUCUGGUGGUUGGCAAAACAAAUGAUUUUAACACCGUUUGCGUAUUGAAUCAGAAUUUUUAAUUUUUAAUAACUUUUUUGCUCAUUUAUGGAUUUUCAAAAUUCAAAAAGAUUUGAAAUACUAACAAUCUUCAUAUUUUUGUAUCCAAAUAUCUUUUUACAAUCAAUAACCGUUUUAAAAGACAUAUAAUUUUAAAAGCGGCGUAGUGAUUUUCACAACCUUUAGAAAAACAGUGUAAGUUAAGCGUUCAUAAUUAAUCCAUUUUAUUUCGAAAUAACAAUUAAAAGUAAUCAAUAAAUUGCUUGUUUUAUAACCUUUCCACUGAUCAAAAAAUUAUUUAUGUAAUUUGUGUUUUAAGAAAGUUUAGACCGUUAGAAAAACAUCACUGUUUACAAAAAACAUGGACGGCCGGCUUCUGCCCACCCGAUCACUGUCUUAUCAGUUCUAAAAAUAGAAUUUGUAUACAAACACGAUCUCUCCUAUUUUCCGUUUCUUUCUGUUAGAAAUUACAAACACUCACUUUCUGUAGUUUUAAGUUGAAGCUAUUACUGUGGAUGGAGACCCCUGUGAAAUAUAAGAUGCAAGUUUCUGAACUUUCUUUGUGAUAUAUUAUGCUGUGAAAUGUUUAGUUUAGAGCUUUUACUCAUGGAAAUGAUAGUUUGUCUUAAUACCAGGCCUGUUCAAUAAUAACGUAGACUUUUGCUGUCAAAUGUUGCAUAUUGUAAAUAAUAAUUUGAAAUAUAUCGUUGUAAUUCGGAAUCUUUCUGUAAGUUGGUCAUACAUUUUUUGUAACAUUUUUGCUAAUAAGUGAAGCGCGUCGGACGUUUUUAUUACCAUAGCUACGCAUAACCGGCGCAGUCGCUUUUUGAUCUGUCGUGAUUUGAAUUCGAUCGCUAAUGUUCGCACUAAUAAUAAUCUUCUUUGCUCAAAAAAUGCCCCAAAGUGUAGCAACACGUCAGGGCGAUAUGCAUCUGGAGUAUGGCGUCAUUCCGACGUGUGUGGCGGAGGAAAACAACUUUUUAACAAAGUGAGUGUUACUGUUUAUAAUGCAUGUAAUGUCGUCAUCGACUCGCACGGAUACUAAGACAGUAGCUUAAUUAUUGAUACAAUUGGGCGAACAGCAACUGAAAUUCAUAAACUUAUGAAGCAGACGCCACAACAAUGUUCAGUCAUCUGUGUCUUUAUCUUCAAGUAGUACAAACGAUUCUCAAAGUGUCCAGAAUUGCUUAAAGACAGUGCAGAUAGAGGGAGAAAACGGAAAAAAUGCGAAUGGAUGUUAACGCCAAUGUAUGACGCCGUAGAUAAAGACCAAGUACUCAGUUUGAGUACACUAUCCAAGAUGCAUGGCAUAAAUGUUAAUACAUUUUUAGUAUUUUGACCAAACAAUUUCUAAUGACUAAAAUAGUGCUCAUGAAAAUUUAUAAAAUAAAUUUUCAAAUAUGAAUUAAUGCAAUUUUAAUGAAAGCAUCACAAUGUAGGCACGACGUCGUUAACGUGGUUGAAAUAUGAUCGCCGUGCGCCGGGUCCGUGUAAGUGACUGUCUUCGAGGAAGUGUUACUCCUACAACCAUGAUCAUAAUCACGUCAAAUUAGCAGUGCAUUUAGUAGAAUGAUUACAAAUAACGAUGGUAUAUUUCUUUUUUUGCUUCAUUAAAGUAUACAAAAGCUAGAGAAAAAUUCUACGUAAUUUUUGAAGAGCCCUCGUACAUGGACUUUUUUUCAAAGGUUAUACAUUUGAUACGCGAAAUGACUGUUCGAAAUUAAAAGCAAUUGAAAUAUUUCUACGUUACAGGGAUAAACAGGUUCGGCUAUAUAACACAAUAUAUAUCUAUGCAUUCGUAUUAUCAAUUAACACGGUUGAAUAAAGAAAUAAAGACAAGUCAUUUUGUACUACAAUAACAUGCGAUAAAAACAUUAGCUGCCAAAACGUUUGUGUCGCGGAAACUGGUGACUUAUUCUAAUUUAGGUUUCCAUUGCUUAAUUUAAUUGAGUACGGGCUCUAAAACUUGCCAUUAUUUUAUUGUACCAUUUCUUAAUGUUUUCAUUAAAUAUUUGUAUCAUUUACUUUGUACUUGAUAUUGAAAAUUUUAAAUACAUUAUAUAUACACAAUUUAUAGAUUUCUUUGAUUUAAUAAUGUCGUACCAAAUAUUAAACGUUUGACAAGAGAGGAAGGAACUUUUACCUUAAGGAUUAAUAUUUGAAUUACUACUGACAUGAAAAUAAUGAACGGCUAAAGGCAGAAGAACCACUGGACAUUACAAGAGACAAUGAAGAGGACAGUUUUUGAAAAACAGUCGCAGAUGUUAACAUGGUGGAUUGAAGGGAGAAGAUAAGAUAAAGAAAUACUACAGUAAUUUGUUGAUAUAAUUUAAGGAAGAAUAAGUUCGAUUUAUAUGUAUAGCUGUUUCGAAAAAGAAAACAAGAGUGUAGCGAAUAUUGAGGGAUCAUUUCACGAGGUGAAGAGAACAAAUCUUUAUUUAGAUAUACCGCUUAAGUAUAAUUCGAUGUAAAAAUUCUCGAAUGUUUAAAGAAAAUGUUAGAAAAUUCUCUCGAUUAACGACUUUUGGAGAUGAUGUUCCUACAAUUUAAUAUUUAUCAAGUCAGGUUAUACCCCGAAACUCAUUAAAAAUUUUGAGAAAUAUUAGAUAACAAUUUUAGAAAAAAAAUCAUGAUAAGUGGGGAAAGCAUUGACAUUCUUGUAACGUAUUAGACAGCAAGUUAAAGUGAGGGAAACCGUUUUAAUAUAUAACAAUGCACGUUUCUUUUCGAAAUAUCAACAAAUAGAUAGUGUAAUUAUCAUUAGUACCGAUAUAUUAACGAAAGGCUGUGUGAUUUUUUUUUCAAGCAGUAAACGAAAAAUAUGAGCUUGAAUGUAUUAAUCAAUUCAUUUUUUUAUUCUUACGUUUAGUGUCACUCCGUCCGUACGUCAGCCAGAUGGCAACCUCUCACGAAUAAUUCUACACCCCUAGCGAUGUUUCAAACCCACAGCGGUAUUGAUGGAUUUGAGGUCAGCGACAAUAACCACUCAGCCACGGAGGCCCCUUAAUUUAUCUAUAUAGAGUAAUCUAAACCAAUAUAAUGUAGCUUGAUUUAUGUUAAAAAUACCGCAACAUAUUAUGUAUUUUCUUUAUCAAAUGUCACUGACCCCUCUCAAGUAUGCAUUGACAGACCAUUUUCAGAACAAACAGAAAUUAUGCGUUUAUCUUUUACUUAUAAAACUUUGUUUUAUUGUGGUGAGUGGUACAACUUGCAUUUGCCACAAUUAAAAUAAAAUGCAAAUACUUCUGCGAAUGAAUUUUAAGUUUAUGUCUAAAGUAAACAUGGUAUAUUUCGUUUUACCAUACCAGGCAUAUUAUUACGCAUCGCGUCAUGUAAAUGAAGAAAGUCACACAAUAGUGAUGUUGCCUCCCGCACUUGAAGCAAGUUAAUAUAUUAAGUGACUGUUUUUACUACAUUUAGUAACUGUUUUCCCGUUUAGGAAGUACGGAAAGACAUCAGUUUAUUUCUCCCCGGGGUGUUUCCAUACUGACUUAAUCCAUUUGUCCUGCUGUAAACUUUUAAGUUGCUAGGUUCUGAAAUAUUUGUAGAUAAUUAAGCUGAUUAUUUGUUAUGCAAUGCAAGAGUGCGAAGUGUAGAUAAUUUCUAACAAGGUCUUUGUUCCAUUGUUUGCCACUUCUUUCGAUCACUAUCAUAAAUGUGAUAAGAUCUAAAGAAGACUGUAUAAGAAUAAUUUGCAUAAUUCGAAUAUACUGAUUGUCAAGAUAUUAAUCUGCGAUUUCACUGGUUGAAGAUCUUAAAUUAAAAAGAUAAGAAAUAAUGCGGCAUCCAGGAAAAAAGACAGUUAGUUAGUGGACAUCCACAGAACAAGCGUGUUAUACUUUAAUGUUUAAUUUCUUGUUAGUUCGGUUAACCGGCGUUGAAAGUGAUACAAAAUUUCUUAUCUAAUUAUAUUAACUGGAUAACCAGUGUUCAAAAGCUGACUACUUAUUUUGUUAUAAAUGUAUACCUUUUGUUAAUUUGAACUAUUGUGGAUAAAAUAAAAAUAGUAAAAUUGCACAGAAA